AUGCCGGAAUACGAGGCUGCUAGAGCUCCGCCGGCGACUUCCGGCGGCACCCCAACGCCGUUUCUCACCUCUGUUCGGAUAGACUCGCCGCCGUGUGAUCGGAAUCCAGUACCUCGUUGCAAGUGCUCCGCUUUGGACGCUGCACCGUCGACGGAAAUUCCGCUUGCUCGCAAGGUGGGGGCGGAGUUUGUGGGGACAUUUAUCCUUAUAUUCACCUCAACGGCUGCACCCAUUGUGAACCAAAAGUACAAUGGCGCGGAGACCUUGAUCGGAAACGCUGCUUGCGCCGGCCUGGCCGUGAUGAGUAUUAUUCUGUCCACCGGCCACAUCUCCGGCGCUCAUCUCAAUCCUUCUCUCACCAUUGCCUUUGCAGCCUUCCGCCAUUUUCCUUGGUCCCAAGUCCCGGCUUAUAUAGUGGCACAAGUCUCGGCUUCCAUAUCUGCUUCUUUAGCUAUCAAGGCCAUUUUCCACCCUUUCAUGUCCGGCGGCGUCACCGUCCCUUCAGUCGCCGCCGGCCAAGCUUUCGCGCUCGAGUUCCUCAUCACCUUUAAUCUACUCUUUGUUGUCACUGCGGUUGCUACAGAUAGCCGUGCGGUGGGAGAAUUGGCUGGUGUAGCAGUUGGAGCAACAGUCAUGCUAAACAUUCUUAUUGCCGGGCCGUCUAGUGGUGGUUCUAUGAAUCCAGUGCGCAGCAUAGGGCCGGCUGUGGCGGCCGGAAACUAUAAAUCAAUAUGGAUAUAUUUGAUUGCUCCAACUCUUGGUGCCCUUGCCGGAGCAUCAAUCUAUACACUACUAAAGUCUAAAGGUUCGAGGACUUGAAAUU
This is a messenger RNA of Ipomoea nil (Japanese morning glory), 823 nucleotides long. RefSeq names its product probable aquaporin NIP5-1. The record is from RefSeq and is a predicted model, not a curated record. Lineage: Eukaryota; Viridiplantae; Streptophyta; Magnoliopsida; Solanales; Convolvulaceae. Gene Ontology annotation, biological process: transmembrane transport. The transcript has 4 exons. Bases 1 to 819 code for a protein of 272 amino acids. Gene Ontology annotation, cellular component: membrane. Gene Ontology annotation, molecular function: channel activity.